AUGCGUGCCUCAAUCUUCGUCACCCUCCUCGCCUCUGCGGUCUUCUCCUCUGCCCUCGCCAUCCCAGCACCUAACGCUGUCGCCGCUACCUCCUCCGGCUGUGAUGGCUUGGGCGGUAUCCUUGGUGGCUUGACCGGCUCCUGCAAUACUGCGUCUGCGGAUGGUAGUGGUGAUGGUAACUCCGCCGGCAACGGUUCAGGCAGCGGAAACGCAUCAGGAUCAGGCAACGGCUCCGGCUCAGGCGACGGCAACGGGAACUCAGCCGGCGACGGCGCAGGGUCGAACGAUGGCAACGGCAACGGAAGUGGCAACACCGGCAACAGCCUCGGCAACAUCAACGUAAGUCCCACCUUGACCCCGACCGUUAACGUCGACCUGAUCCUGACGACUUUACGGCUCGACCCUACUGUCUCACCGACCAUCAAUCUUCGACGAUAA
This is a messenger RNA of Recurvomyces mirabilis, 438 nucleotides long. RefSeq lists its product as uncharacterized. The record is from RefSeq and is a predicted model, not a curated record. The coding region runs from base 1 to 438 and encodes 145 amino acids. Lineage: Eukaryota; Fungi; Ascomycota; Dothideomycetes; Mycosphaerellales; Teratosphaeriaceae. The transcript has 4 exons.